AUGACUGGGCUAUCUUCAGCGGCCUCGCCGUCUCUGCCCAUCGCCCAGUCAGAUCUCGACGGUUCUGUCUGGAAAGCUCUUCUCGCCGAACCCCAGAGCAGGCGCGGCUUCUCCGACAUGCCCCGCAACCGUCCUGUCAAGCGGCAGUCGGGCUGGAACCCGCCUACAGACUUGAAGGCUCCCCUCCAGGAAGUCUGGGAGCACUACGAGAAGACCUACGACGGAGGUCUGGACGCCAACGUCAACACUGGCUUCCAUCAAAUCAUGGCUAACAAGGGUUACCUGAACAUCUGUGUCCGAUGGGACUCUAGCGCUACCAUCACUGAGACCGAACGAACCAAGAUCCCCAGUGCGUAUAAUGCCCAGUACCAAAAGUGGUUCAAGUGGCUCUACGGCUAUAACGGCUUCCCUUACGACGAGGUGAAGGUCAAUAUUGUCGCAUAUGCCGUCAAGGACAAGAGCCAGCUUCAGGGCUCCACUGCUGGCUAUGAGGUCUACACGGAGCUCGAUGCAGACGGUGUCCCUAUGUGCCCUGUCGCAUGUGCUCAUGAUGCUCACCUUGAUGGUGACUAUAGUGGCUGUAAGCCUGGUGCUGAUCGCCACUACGACCACUCUCUGUGGCUGAAGGAUGGUCUUGAGGGUGGCUUUGGUCAUAACUGGGGUCAGGAGGUUGGCCGUGAGUACUUCAUGAACAACCUUGACAGUAACAGUAUCCACAUUCUUUUGCACGAGAUGGGUCAUACCUUUGCUCUUGAUGAUUUCUAUGACUGGACCCCCACUGGUAUCACCAAGUUUAUCAUGCUUGCUGGUGCCUCUAUGGAAAUCACCGACUUCGACGGCUGGAUGUAUCGCAACUGGUGGUACUACCUCUCUCAGAAGAACAACUGGACUUCCACCAUAACCAGCACUGAUGUUUCACCUGCUUCAUCCGAAACUAAGCCUCCCACUAACACUGCCGCAUCCGCAAUCAAGACUACUACUCCCAAACUUAGCACCACUACCAAGGCCGCCGUCGCUAAGCCUGUCUCUACCAAGAAGGCUACCUCUACCAAGGGUCCCGUUACUCAGGCUACAGCUAUCAAAGCCACCGCUAGUGCCGAGGUUGCUACUUGGGGUCAGUGUGGCGGCAACAACUGGACUGGCGGCACCAAGUGUGCUUCUGGUGCCAAGUGUACUAAACGGAAUGAUUACUACUCUCAGUGUGUUGCCAACUAA
This is a messenger RNA of Fusarium subglutinans, 1215 nucleotides long. Its product is annotated as endoglucanase type F. Gene Ontology annotation, molecular function: cellulose binding. The record is from RefSeq and is a predicted model, not a curated record. Bases 1 to 1215 code for a protein of 404 amino acids. Lineage: Eukaryota; Fungi; Ascomycota; Sordariomycetes; Hypocreales; Nectriaceae. Gene Ontology annotation, cellular component: extracellular region. The transcript is spliced from 5 exons. Gene Ontology annotation, biological process: carbohydrate metabolic process.